GUAAAUUACAUAAUUUUCGCGCAUAAUGGAGACAGUUUUGGGCAUUAAAGGCUGCGAUUUCGUUAUGCUCGGUAGCGAUACCAUUCAAAUCAAGUCUGUGGUCAUCGUGAAAAGUGAUCAUGUAAAAAUCUAUCGCCUUAACGAUUUCAACAUGAUGGCUCUAACUGGAGAUACAGGCAAUUGUAUGCAGUUCGCCGAUUACGUUAAAAGACACGUUAAACUAUAUCAUGUGCAGAAUGGAUAUGCAAUGGAACCACUGUUAGUGGAUAAGUUCACUCGCAGCUCCUUGGGGGACUAUAUACGCACAAAUAUGAACUUUAAAGUCUCUACGCUGCUGGCCGGCUAUGAUCAGAAAACAGGACCAAACUUGCAAUUUAUUGACCAGUUCGGCUCCUCUCAAUCAAUCAAUCAUGCUGGACAUGGACUCGGCAGCUUGUUCUGUUCAAGCAUAUUUGCCCAAUAUUGGCAUGACAAGCUGAAAGUACCAGAGGCGUAUGAAAUUCUAAAGAAGUGCGUCACACAAAUGGACAAACGGUUCCUGCUAAAUGUGAAAAACUUUGAUGUUUAUAUGGUGGACAAGAACGGCAUACGUCGACUUGAAGCCAUAAAUUCAAAGACGUUAAAAUCUCCUGCUAGUCUUUUUGCUGAAAAAAGCGUUUUCCCUCCCACUACAGCAAGGAAAUAGAUCUUGCUUCUGUGAGAAUUAAUAUACUCAGCAAAUUACUUUUUCUUAUAUCCGUUUAGUUCCUCGUUACAUUUAUCGACUAACAAUUUGAAAUGGUACUAAAACUUAAAAACAAACAACACUAAUUUUCGAUUUAACUUAAAGUUUGUGGCGGUUUCUAUUUAAUUUUGGACUAGAACUAUACUAGGUCCAGCAGAUGAUCCAGCAGAUUCGUUUUUGUCCUUUUAUGUACUUGAAAAAUCAUAAUAACAGUUUAUUUUACACCUUA
This is a messenger RNA of Scaptodrosophila lebanonensis, 953 nucleotides long. RefSeq names its product probable proteasome subunit beta type-2. Gene Ontology annotation, cellular component: proteasome core complex. The transcript has 3 exons. NCBI's taxonomy places the organism in Eukaryota, Metazoa, Arthropoda, Insecta, Diptera, Drosophilidae. Bases 26 to 685 code for a protein of 219 amino acids. The record is from RefSeq and is a predicted model, not a curated record. Gene Ontology annotation, biological process: proteasomal protein catabolic process.